This is a messenger RNA of Closterium sp. Naga37s-1, 966 nucleotides long. The record is from the annotation of a GenBank genome assembly. Lineage: Eukaryota; Viridiplantae; Streptophyta; Zygnematophyceae; Desmidiales; Closteriaceae.
AUGCCCUGGGGAGCCGCGCUCGGCCCCCUCUGCCCCGUCGCGACGCCCUGGGGAGCCGCGCGCGACCCCCCGCUGCCCCGUCGCGACGCCCUGGGGAGCCGCGCGCGGCCCCCGCUGCCCCGUCGCGGCGCCCUGGGGAGCCGCGCGCCGUCUCCCGCGCUGCUGCCCGCGCUCGUGCCACGCCCUGUAGCAGCUGCCGCGGAGCCCCCUGCCGCCGUCACGGCCCCGCCCUGCAGCAGCUGCCGCGGAGCCCCCUGCCGCCGUCACAGCCCCGCCCUGCAGCAGCUGCCGCUGAGCCCCCUGCCGCAGUCGCGGCCCCGCCCUACAGCAGCUGCCGCGGAGCCCCCUGCCGCCGUCACGGCCUCGCCCUGCCGCUGUCACGGCGCUGCCCUGCAGCUGUCGUGGCCCCGCCGUUGCCGCCGUCUGGGGGAUGAGAGGGAUGGGGGAAGGGCGUGGCGGGACCGCCAGCAGAGACACCGCCGCAGAGACCCCCGCCAGCAGCUACACCGCCAGCAGAGACCCCCGCCAGCAGCUACACCGCCAGCAGAGACCCCCGCUAGCAGCUACACCGCCAGCAGAGACCCCCGCCAGCAGCUACACCGCCAGCAGAGACCCCCGCCAGCAGCGCCACCGCCAACAGAGACCCCCGCCAGCAGCUACACCGCCAGCAGAGACCCCUGCCAGCAGCGCCACCGCCAGCAGAGACCCCCGCCAGCAGCUACACCGCCAGCAGAGACCCCCGCCAGCAGCUACACCGCCAGCAGAGACCCCCGCCAGUGCCGCCGUGAGAAGGAGCAGAACUGCCGCCUCCUCUUCCUCUCGCUCCUGCCGUUGGGGGGGGGGGGGGGGGGGGCUGAGGGGGUGGCGGUAAGGAUCUGCAGGGACUGCUGUGGGUGGGGCAGGGGUGUGGAGGAAGAAAAGGGGGAAGGGGGUGCGGUCCCAGGGGGCGGCUGUUAUGGGGGGUGA